This is a messenger RNA of Dendronephthya gigantea, 1498 nucleotides long. Its product is annotated as chitobiosyldiphosphodolichol beta-mannosyltransferase-like. Gene Ontology annotation, molecular function: mannosyltransferase activity. Gene Ontology annotation, cellular component: endoplasmic reticulum. The transcript is spliced from 3 exons. Bases 48 to 1427 code for a protein of 459 amino acids. The record is from RefSeq and is a predicted model, not a curated record. NCBI's taxonomy places the organism in Eukaryota, Metazoa, Cnidaria, Anthozoa, Malacalcyonacea, Nephtheidae.
CUAAAUAAAUGGCAGUAUCUGUACAACAUUAAAAUAAAAUAGUUGAAAUGUUUAUGGCUUUAUUCGCAGUGGUGUUUAUCUCCAUAACUAUCAUCAUAUUGUUUGGUUGUAUUAAGAAUUUCAGGACAGUUGUUCAAAAGAGAAUAUUAAUAAUAGUUUUGGGGGAUGUUGGUCGCAGUCCAAGAAUGCAGUACCAUGCCUUGUCAUUUGCCAAGGAAGGUUUUGAAGUCAAUAUUGCUGGAUUUGACAAUUCACCUCUAAUUCAAGAAUUACAGGAUGAAGAGCUAGUUCAUGUUGUGCCUCUGUCUGAACCUCCUGUAAAGCCAAGAUGGCUACCUCGUUUACUUUUUUAUCUAGCAAAGACAAUAUUCCUAUUUCUGCAACUAAUUAUCAUUGUCUUAUGGAAAACAUCAAAGCACUCUCACAUUCUUGUCCAAAACCCUCCGGCAAUCCCAACACUUGCCGCAGCAUGGCUACUAUGUCUGAUUCGCCAAUCGCAUUUUAUCAUAGAUUGGCACAACUAUGGUUAUACCAUUCUCUCAUUGACCAUUGGCAGCAAAAAUCCACUUGUUAGGUUUUCGAAGUUUUAUGAGGGCAUCUUUGGACGCAUGGCUGCAUACAAUAUAUGUGUUACACAAGCAAUGAAAGAAGAUUUAAAGAAGAGAUGGAAUGUAACAGCAACUACACUUUACGACAGACCACCAAAGCGAUUUAAAAGUGUGGAUGAGAAUGCAAGACAUAAGAUCUUUCUUAAAUUGUCUGAAAGCUAUGAUGUAUUCAAAUCUGUCAAAAAUGAGAAUACCACUGAAACAAGAUUUACAACUACCGUGAGUGGCAGAACCACCUUAAUACCAGACCGUCCUGCCUUACUAAUCAGCAGCACUAGCUGGACAGAGGAUGAAGACUUUUCAAUCCUCCUUGAGGCAUUGCAACAGUAUGACAAAAUGACUGAAGCCUUAACACUCCCAAGUCUUGUGUGUGUCAUCACAGGUAAAGGUCCAUUGAAGGCCUACUACCAGGAUAUAAUAUCAAAAACUGACUUUGACCAUGUUGAGAUUUGUACACCAUGGUUGGAGGCUGAGGACUACCCCACCCUGGUUGGGUCAGCUGAUUUGGGUAUAUGUUUGCACACAUCAUCUUCAGGCCUCGAUUUGCCAAUGAAAGUUGUUGAUAUGUUUGGCUGUGGUGUGCCAGUUUGUGCAAUUGGUUUUUCAUGUCUUCACGAGUUGGUCAAGCAUGAUGAAAAUGGUCUAGUGUUUCAUGGUCCAGAACAGCUGGCAGAACAUUUGCAAGAAUUGCUGGCUGGUUUUCCCAGAAAUCAAUCGUCGCUGGACAAAUUUCGUGAAAACUUAAAGAAUUUUCAGGAAAAACGCUGGCAUCCAUGCUGGAAAGAAACAUUUUUUAACCCUGUGUUCACCAAAAAGUAGACGUCAUUUUAACUUUACGUAGAGCAUAAUAAACCUGAUUAACUUGGCCUGUUACGAACAUUUAACUCAUG